AUUGAGACAACAAAACUCUCUCUUUCUGUCUUCUUGUUUUGCUAAUUUAAUACGAAAACCUUUUUUUUUUGGACGAUAGAACAGCAGCAACAACAACUAAUUUGAGUUGCAUUUAAAAGCUUGAAACUCAUUCUGAAUCUCAAAUUAAAAUGACUUCAGCAGAAAACAAUGGUGCUUCUAGCCACCCCUCCACUACCGGCGCCACCGCGAUAACCACCGUCGUCGACGGCGUAAACGCUGGCCUUGUUAUUUUAACCACCGAAACCAUACGUUUGUUUCUCGCUGGAGCUUCCGCGGGAGUUGAACUCUCUGAUGACCUGAGAGAACUCGCGUCUUCCCUUUCCGAUCAUCCCACGGUACCAUACAAACAUCUGAGGUCGCUUUGGAUCGGGUCUAACCCUUCAACACGACCUGAUCUAAUGGGCUUGUUAUCCGGAUCCAAUUUCGUCUUCUGCAGUCCAAAACCCAGAGAAAAAAGUGAGGAACUCAAAGCUCGGUUGAGAAAACUAGAAGAAGCGUCGGAGAGGAAGGCGUAUGAUGAAUUGGUGAAGGAUAUUACUCCUAGGAAAGCUGUGGAUGAACCCUUUUCCUCUUAUAAAGAUCAAAUGGGCUUUGGUUUACAUGUUGCUUUAACAAUGUUCACUGGCUAUCUGAUGGGAUAUUAUGCGUUCAGGGCCUUAUUUAGUCACAGUCCAGCAAUGAGCGCUGCUGGAGGCAUUCUUGGAUUGGUCAUGGGUAUGCUUGUCGAGACACUUCUCUUUAUUAUCAGAACUUCGAGUCUGGAUAAAAAACAGGCUAGAAAAGCCACUUCGUUCACAACAACACAGAAGAAGAAUCAGUAGAGGCUUCAUCACAAGAAGUUGAUUCUUUCUAUGUUUCCUUAGAAUAGGAAUAAAUUUUUUUGGUAUUGAGCAUCUUAUUUAUUUCUCCUCCUGUGAAUUUUUAUUUUUAUGCUGUAAAAAUAUGUAUAAUUUGAUUUGUGUAGCUCACUAUAGGUUUGUUAUACCCACAAAGAGAAGUAUUAAUACUCUCUAUGCAAAAUUAUUUCUUAUUGGAAAAUUGGAAAGUUUUACUAUCUUAUGAAGUGGUAAAAUAUUUAUGUUUUUGGCA
Solanum dulcamara is the source of this 1110-nucleotide messenger RNA. RefSeq lists its product as uncharacterized. Bases 150 to 842 code for a protein of 230 amino acids. The record is from RefSeq and is a predicted model, not a curated record. The transcript has 3 exons. NCBI's taxonomy places the organism in Eukaryota, Viridiplantae, Streptophyta, Magnoliopsida, Solanales, Solanaceae. Gene Ontology annotation, cellular component: endomembrane system. Gene Ontology annotation, biological process: vacuolar proton-transporting V-type ATPase complex assembly.